This is a messenger RNA of Adineta steineri, 1194 nucleotides long. Lineage: Eukaryota; Metazoa; Rotifera; Eurotatoria; Adinetida; Adinetidae. The record is from the annotation of a GenBank genome assembly.
AUGUCUGAUAGAUUAAAAAUAAAACUUCAACAGACUACACAUGCACUUGGUAUAUUAGCCUAUAAUCAUCGAUUACUUAUUGAUAAUACAGUUGAAGAUGAUCUAUUUAUUUUAUUGAAACAAUAUAUAGAACAAAGACAAAUAGUCAAACAACUUGAAAAUCAAUUAAAAACUGUUACAUUAAAAACAAAAUCACAAAGUCAACAAAUUCAGGAUCAACGACAACGUCGUCUUAAUUCAACAAAUCGAGCUACUAGAUUACAUAAAACAAUUCAACAAAUCUAUGAUAUAAUAAAUUAUCGUGGUCAACAUACAUCACCCAUAGAUCAAUUACAUUAUAUUAAAAAAUUAUGUGAAGAUAGAUUAAGAGAUGAUAUAUUAUCUGAAGAUGAAGAUGAAGAUGAAUUAGAUAGUCGAAACUGUACAAUUGAUGAUGAUCAAAAUGAAAGUAUUAUAAUACAUCCUCGUGUUGUUCUUCCUCAAUCAUCAACAAAAAAACGUUCAUUAAAUCAAGAUGAUAAUAAUAUUAUGUCGCCACCAAAACGUCUUCGAUAUGAAGAAUCUCGACAAAUAAUAAAUCCUAUAUCUCAACGUAUCAUCGCUCAAACAACAUUUGAAUGUUUUACAUCAGCAGAAAAUACAACACGACCAUUUACUGUAUCAACUGAUAUUAAAAUGAUGGAUAAUUCAUGUAAUGACCAGUCAAGUUGUUUGACAAUGAAUAAUGAUAAUACAUUAUCAUCAUCAUCAAUAAAUAAUAGUACAAAAACAACAUCAUCAUCUUCAAUUGAACAAACUUUAUCAAUGACACCAACAAAAAUCUCUACGACAGCACAUCGUUUUGCUUCGAGAAAAAUUUUCAAACCAGAAACAUGUUUUGUGUGUAUCAAACGAAUCAAUUUUGGUUCGGUAUCAUAUCGUUGUUCAUAUUGUUCUCAAUCAUGUCAUGUUAAUUGUAAAGAAAAUGCAGGUUCAAAUUGUAAAACAUUGUCAAAUAAUGCAAUGUUACCACCUCAUUCACCUAAAAUAUCAACAAUAACCACAUUAAAAAAUACUCAUCGACAACGAUUGACUAAUUCAGAACCUCGAAAAGCAGGUAUAUCAUCAAUACAUACAUCAACUAUUCAACGACGUUUACCAUUCGAUGGCAUGAUGUCACAUAAAUCCAGUAGCAAAUAUAUUCCUUCUGUUUAA